This is a messenger RNA of Trametes versicolor FP-101664 SS1, 1701 nucleotides long. RefSeq names its product acetyl-CoA synthetase-like protein. The transcript is spliced from 3 exons. Lineage: Eukaryota; Fungi; Basidiomycota; Agaricomycetes; Polyporales; Polyporaceae. Gene Ontology annotation, molecular function: medium-chain fatty acid-CoA ligase activity. The coding region runs from base 1 to 1617 and encodes 538 amino acids. The record is from RefSeq and is a predicted model, not a curated record. Gene Ontology annotation, biological process: fatty acid metabolic process.
AUGGGUUACCACACUCACCUCACCGUCCUCGAGCACAGCGCUUCGGUCUUCUCCUCCUCCGCGGCCUUCAAGGUUCCCCGUCUAUCCACCGACGGAGAAGCGGUCGAGGAAUGGGUUCCCAUCUCAUACCAGCAGUUCCUCAGCGACGUUGAGCAGUCCGCGAGGUACUGGUCGCGGACACUCACUGCGCACGGUGUCCCUUCACGGUCUAUCGUCGGCAUGUGGCUGGGCGGUAUGACCUACCUGGACGCGCUGCACAUCUACGGAGUUGCCAGAGCCGGCUAUAUUCCGCAGCUAUUCUCUCUCAGGAUGCCAAACCCCGAUGUUGUCUAUGAGCUCCUCGAACGCGCAGAGGCUCGGGCGCUGGUCUUUGACCCCGCCUACCUGUCCAUUGUCACCAACUGCCCCGUACCGGCCGAGGCUGCCCUCGACGUCUGCGCCGUUGACGUCAAGGACGCUCCCCUGCCGCCGCUAUGGGUCCCGUCUCACGGCGACGAGAUCGUCAUGAUCUACCACACUUCAGGGUCGACGUCGGGCAGUCCAAAAUUGGUUCCGUGUACCGCCGAUUGGGUAACUGCCACGGUGUCGAAGGCGGCGCACGUCACCCGCCCCCACAACCCUAAGAGGCAGGAUGUUACCGUGUGGAUGGGCAGCAUGUGCCACAUCGGUCAGACGUUCAUGCUCAUGGGCUACCUCCAGCAUGGGGUGUGCACCAUCCAGCCCACCAAGAUUGCGUUCUCGUCAGAGGAACUGAUGGACAUGGUCCACCGCUGCCGUCUCAACCGCCUCAACCAGUUCGCAACUUUCCUCGCCGCUCAUCUCCGCCGCUCGCAGAACGACCCAGCUCUUUUCGCCGUACUCAAGGGGCUCGACGAGCUCCUGUACUCCGGCCUGCCCCUCGCAGCUGAGGAGGAGGCUUGGGCCUACGCAAACGGCAUCCUCCUCAAGAACCUCUUCGGCAGCACCGAGUGUGGUGCGAUGCUCCUCUCCGUCGGCGGCCGCGGCUCCGACGCAUCCUACCUGCACCCCAUCGAGGGCACCGCCUACGGCUUCUUCCCCAUUGCCACCCCCGACGUCGACUCCGAGACCGGGUACGAGGACGCGAACCAGCGGCUGCUCGAGCUCGUCAUCCUCUCGCACUCGGGUGACUGCCCGCACCCGUCCCUGCGCAACGCCGACGGGCACUACCACACCGGCGACCUGUUCCUCGAAGUUGCCCCCGGCCGGUACGUCUCGCGCGGGCGCGACGACGACUGGAUCAAGUCCGAGAACUCGCUGCGCUGCGACACACGGGCCAUCGAGGACAACGUGCUCGCGACCUGCGCGGACCUUGUCGCGACGUGCGUGGUCGUCGGCAACGGGCGGCCCUCGCCCACGCUCUUCGUCGAGCCGAAGGUGCCCGGGGACGUCGACGCGGAGGCGCUGAAGCGCGCGAUCGUGCGCCGCACGCGCCACUUCCACGCGCGCCGCUACCUGCACGAACGCAUCGCGUCGCCCGCGUUCGUGGUCGUCGUGCCCGGGGGCACGCUCCCGCGCACGGCGACGAAGGGCAACAUCCGCCGCCGCGCGGUCGAGGAGCAAUUCCGGGCGGAGCUCGACCGGAUUUAUGCCAGCUAGGGAUUGUGCACCCGGCUGUGAGCCGCGGCCGGACAGACUCUGGUUGCUGGUUUCUCUUCCCUCUCGGACCCACUCGUACUAUCC